Messenger RNA from Gloeophyllum trabeum ATCC 11539, 984 nucleotides. RefSeq lists its product as uncharacterized. Gene Ontology annotation, cellular component: nucleus. The record is from RefSeq and is a predicted model, not a curated record. Gene Ontology annotation, biological process: regulation of DNA-templated transcription. Bases 1 to 984 code for a protein of 327 amino acids. Lineage: Eukaryota; Fungi; Basidiomycota; Agaricomycetes; Gloeophyllales; Gloeophyllaceae. The transcript is spliced from 3 exons.
AUGCCAAAUUAUCGUCGCGUGGUUCUACUCGAAAUAGAACUUCAGCACGAAAUACAGAAAGAGACAACGAAAUACAUCAAGCAUUGUGUUCGAGCUACGCCGCCCUCGUCGUCUGCCCCCUCGCCCUCACCUCAAACUCCAAACCCCUCCAUCCCAAACUCGGCCAACCUGACGCCGAAAGUCUCCGCCUCGUAUGCUCUGCUCGACCAACUGAACAGCGAAAAGAUAGCACUCUCGCAGCGCAUGACGGAUCUCAUUGCGCGCGCGAAGGCCCGCCUGGACUACGAUCUGGCGCGGGUCCUCGUGGCGCAGGGAGACGCCGAUCCUGCGAGCGCGAGUGUUACCGCCGCCGCUGCGGGUACGACUAGCGGGUACAGCUGGGCGAAUCUCGGACCGUCGUCCAUUGGCGCUGGGACUGGCUCUACGCGCAGCGCGAUCAAGGAGGUCAACGAGCGGUUGGCGACGACCAUCGCACUCCCGGAGGUGCCCAAUCUGACGGCGACUGCGAUGCCGCUCCCGAAACGACGGAAAUUAAAUGUGCAGCCCUCGACUCCCACCAUCAAGCUGCCCUCUCCAUCUCCGUCCAUAAUCGCAUCGACACCACAGCCCUCCGCCGCCCCAGGGCGCUCCCGUCUGCACAACCAGAUCGGAGUCACUGUUCGCGGGCGGCGGGCCGCGCAGGCCGCCGUCAAGUCCGAGCAGAAAGAGGAGGAGGAGGAAGACGCGGAGGGCGACGAAGACAUGGACGCCGAAGCGGAGGGCGAGGCGGAGGGCGCCGAGGUGGAGGAGGCCGGCGAGGACGACAGGGUCUACUGCUUCUGCGGCAAGCCCAGCUAUGGCGAGUUCCACCUCUCGUGCGUCAACCUCAAGCCGCCGCUGCCCGAGACGUGGUACUGCGACGAGUGCGUCAGAGCAGGCCGCGCGCCCCCGGGGUACCGCGGCCCCGAUGCCCAGCAGCCGACGAGGAAGAGGGGCAGGAAGUAG